Molecule: messenger RNA, 339 nt
Organism: Hypoxylon fragiforme
Lineage: Eukaryota; Fungi; Ascomycota; Sordariomycetes; Xylariales; Hypoxylaceae
Product: bulb-type lectin domain-containing protein
Exons: 2
Coding region: 1-339 (112 amino acids)
Source: RefSeq, a predicted model, not a curated record
AUGUCUCACAACACCCUCGGAAACGGCGAGUGGCUCCUCUCGGGACAAAGCCUUUGGAGCACAGACGGCACCGUCGAGCUCAAGAUGCAGGACGACGGGAAGAUCGCCAUCUACAGUGACGGCGAGUUUCGCUACCAAAACACUGCCGAGCAGCGCUACGACAUAAAGGGCAUGCACAUGCAGGAGGACGGCAACCUUGUUAUCUAUGACAACAAUGACAACCCCGUUUGGGCGACCCAAACUAACACCGGUGAUAAUACCGUGGUCUGCGUCGUGCGCAACGAGGGGGAUUUCGUUCUAUACAGCGGCACUAAGAUCUGGUCUUCCAAAAGCAUGUAG